This is a messenger RNA of Pseudogymnoascus destructans, 1206 nucleotides long. RefSeq lists its product as uncharacterized. Bases 64 to 777 code for a protein of 237 amino acids. The transcript has a single exon. The record is from RefSeq and is a predicted model, not a curated record. Lineage: Eukaryota; Fungi; Ascomycota; Leotiomycetes; Thelebolales; Thelebolaceae.
ACAAACAACAAACAACAAACAACACCUAACAACCCAACAUCAACGGUGGUCUGAACCACAUCCAUGGCUUCCAGCGACCUCCCCCUUACCGCCCUCACCCUCAUCCUCGCGGCCCUCGCCCUCUCCAUCCUCGUCAUCGCACAAACAACCACCUCCUACACCUCCGCCUACCUCUCCGCCCCCCUCGAGCUCCCCACCUUCCUCGACGCCGCCGACUUCUCCAUUCAAGAGAACGAAUCAUACGACCGCGACAUUGCGCGCGUCCCCCGCCUCGAAGACAAGAUCCGCCUGAACCGGCUCCUGCACGAGAUCCAGAAAUGCGGCGACGACCUGCGCGAAGACCUCAACAGGCUGCUCAUCGGCGAGUCGGGGACACGGCUGCGCGCCAGCGCGAGGCUGCUGUGGGCGUCCAACCGGCUGCAGCUGGAGCAGCGCGUGAGGCGGCUUGACCUGCUACGGACUCGCUUCCUGGUUCUGUAUAUGGGGCUGCUUGCGGCGGGGUCAGUGGUGCCUGAUAAGCCUGUUGUGGAGAAGUCGCCGGAAAGGAGUGUGCCGAAGAUGGCGUUGAGGCCACAUCUCCAUCAUGCGCUUACGGAGGGGAUUGUGCGGAAGCCGCCGCUGAGGAGGCUGACGACGCAGGCGAUGGGGCAUAGUAAUACUCAAAUUGGAGGGGCGCAGAAGAUGGGGUGGGCGAGCGUGGUGAAUGAGCUCCAGAUGAGCCCGUUGAUGCAUAAGAGGCAUGCGAGUAUCGAUGCUGCGAUGGCGAAUCUGCCUUGAGCGGAUGGCAUGGGGAACUGAUCUAAUGGCGUUUAAAGGAUGAUUUUCCGGAGAGGAUCCAGGAGCAGAGACUAGGAGUUAUAUUCACCAUACCACCCGAUUCGGGGACGCAAGGGACGACGAGUGCCCACAACCACACAAGGACGACGAACUAGACGACAAACCGUGGAAACUAAGAGCUAUAUGAAGACUUCCGGCAUUUCUAGCAUUUACAAGGGCGAAGAAGGGGCCGGGACUACGUGUCCUUGUAGUUCGAGAACUGUGUAUGACAUUACGGUGUAGGAGUUACGUUCAUGAUAGAUGAGCAGAUGAGAAGAUGAGAAGAACAGCUUGGAGUAUUCGGGCGGGGCCAUGAGUGGCGAUAUAUAUACCCAUUUCUAACAUUUACGAACGAGCAGGCACGAUUCAAUUCGAUGUAGAUAGAAACAU